AUGCAAUCGAAAGUGGUUUGGAGUAUUGAAAUUCUUCAGUCCGUUUAUGAGCCAUUCCGUUGCCUUGCUAUCGAUGACGCUCUUCCGUCGUUGUUUGUUUUCAAAACACAAGUUAGCGAUCAAGACCGCCGCCGCACUUCGUAUAGAGACGCGAGCGGGGAAGGUCUGGAAUGUUGUAACUACUUUCUCAAUGCCUCCAUUCGUGCAAAAAAUCUCUCGGUUCUGUUCUGUCUCAGAGAGGGAUCUCAUUGUAACGACGCAGUUCUUGAUGAUGACAUCAUCCGCCGCGAAACGAGUCCAGGCGUCGAGGAGUUGGUGCACACCCCCCCUCUCGCCAAUCAGGGCAGAAAGGUGCUGUUUUUCACACAAUGCAGCCAAGGCGAGCAGACCGCUGCAUUGCACAGAUCGCUCACUCUCAAAUGA
Chondrus crispus (carragheen) is the source of this 423-nucleotide messenger RNA. RefSeq lists its product as hypothetical. NCBI's taxonomy places the organism in Eukaryota, Rhodophyta, Florideophyceae, Gigartinales, Gigartinaceae. The record is from RefSeq and is a predicted model, not a curated record. The coding region runs from base 1 to 423 and encodes 140 amino acids. The transcript has a single exon.